GAUAUUUAUCCUGGUUCCAUUUUUUCCCCUUCAUACUUGAUCAUCUUUUCCAAUGGGAAUUUUUGUUACACAAGAAGAUGAAUCGAAGUCAGAGUUGGUAAGAAGAAUAUGUUCAGCGUUAACAUCAUCGACAGUAUCACCGUUUAGGCAUAUUGCAUGUAUUCAUCAUAAUCACUACCAGAAUAUCAGAUCAUCUUUCAUUGAUUGGUAUUUUCUACUUAGAGUUGAAGAAAAUGCAGGAAUAGAUAAGAUUCGAAAGCAAUAUCGUAAACUUGCUUUGCAACUUCAUCCUGAUAAAAACCAUCAUCCAAACGCUGAACUUGCAUUCAAACUUGUCUCUGAGGCCUAUAUAUGUCUCACUGAUAAGGCGAAAAGAACAACAUUUGAUUUCGAGAGAAAUAAAAGAAGUAAAUGUGAAGAAUGCGAUAAAGCACGUCGACCACGUAGUAGCGGCUAUUUACAUAAAGAUGCAGUAAAGGAAAAUACUAAAUGUUCAAGAGAAGUACUGAAAGAGACAUUUAUACGAGAAAGUAUAGUAAUUCAGAAUUGUUUGAGAACUCAUAAAGCAACAUCAAAGUUGGGAGAAGAUUGCCCGGUGUUUGAUCCGGCGAAUUAUACGUUUCAAGAUUACCCUCAUCGCAGAACUCAGCUUAGUCACAGGUACUCCGUAGACUAUAAUUUGUAUCCGAGAAAAGAAAAUGCUCCAAUGUUUAAUCAAACAAUAAGAGGAAUAAAAUGCGAGUCUCCCGUAUUUAAUUGGUUCCGUAGGAGAUCUGCUGGAACCACAUUGCUUGUUUAAGUUCCAAUUGGUGGUUGUUGUU
Messenger RNA from Papaver somniferum (opium poppy), 821 nucleotides. RefSeq lists its product as uncharacterized. The record is from RefSeq and is a predicted model, not a curated record. Lineage: Eukaryota; Viridiplantae; Streptophyta; Magnoliopsida; Ranunculales; Papaveraceae. The transcript has 4 exons. The coding region runs from base 53 to 799 and encodes 248 amino acids.